AUGGUCGACGUAAACCGAGCCGUGCGAGUUCUCGGCUGCAACUUGUUCAAGGGUCUGUUCUCCCGCUGCGGCAGUGGCGAGAACCUGCUCGUGUCGCCGUACGCUGCCAUGGUGACGCUGUCGCUGCUUAUGGCGGGGGCGCAGGAGGACACUGAGCAGGAACUCGGCGAAGCUCUGCAGGUACGUCUGCCACUGAUACACGCCGCCAUGCGCCGUACCCUCCUGUUCCCCACAGCCACUGGCCCCACGCCGGAACAGGAGAAAGUGUACUUUCGCAUGGCAAACAGAGUGCUGGUGGGCUCUGCACUGUCACUGAACGACUCCUACUGCAAGAUCGGCAGUCGCGUUUACGGCACGACCGUCGAGGAAGCGGACUUCGACGACGAUGCCGACAACGAGCGUAGCACGGUCAACGAGUGGGCCAAGCAGAAAGCGGGCAUCACCGGCGACUUGCUGGGUGCCGAGUGCACCUUGGCCGCCGACACGGGAAUCGUGCUGCUCAGCUGCGCAUCCGUGCGGGCUGUCUCGUGGCAGCAGCCUGUCUCGUCCAAGGUGAGCCCGUUCGGCCAGGUACAAGCCGCACCGACGCUGGAAACUUGCGCCGCGUACGGUUACGCUUGGCUCGAGGAACUGUCACUGCAGGCAGUGGACGUGCCCUUCUUGUGCGAGGCAUUCUCGGCGACUGUGCUGCUGCCCGUCGGCUCGAAAAGCCUCGAGGAACUCUGCCAGAAUCUCACCGCCGAGGUGCGCUCAACGAGCAAUCCCGAUGCUCCCAGGAGCAGAUGGGGUGAUCGCGAUACCUGA
Rhipicephalus sanguineus (brown dog tick) is the source of this 804-nucleotide messenger RNA. Its product is annotated as antithrombin-III-like. The record is from RefSeq and is a predicted model, not a curated record. The transcript is spliced from 4 exons. NCBI's taxonomy places the organism in Eukaryota, Metazoa, Arthropoda, Arachnida, Ixodida, Ixodidae. Gene Ontology annotation, molecular function: serine-type endopeptidase inhibitor activity. The coding region runs from base 1 to 804 and encodes 267 amino acids.